UGUUUUCGACGUGUAUUGAAGAUGGCGGAGUCUGCCGUGAGAUCAAAGGGAUGGAAUUUGACAGCAGAAGGAUUAACGUUUUGUUCGCCAUCAGAUGGAAAUGUGUCUGCAGAUAAAGUAAUAGAAGUGGCUAAAACUACUGACUUACGUGAGAUUGGUGAGAAGUGGCUACCAGAUGAGGUGAACCGAGGGAAGUGUGAAUAUGUGGAAGGUCCAGGAGUCCUUCAGAUUCAGAAAAUCCGCAACAUUUCGGCCCCAAAAGAACAUGAGGAAUCUCAGACAGCUCCACGUAUGCUGCGUCUGACACUGACAGAUGGACAGCAGAACUGUAAUGCUAUUGAGAUGCAGAGACUGGAUAGGAUAGGGCUUGAUACACCACCAGGAACCAAGAUCUGUAUUAAGGGUACAGUAGAGGUGGAAAAUGGCUUCCUCUUACUAACCAACAAAAACACAGUGUUUGUUGGGGGACGUGUCAACAAACUAGCAGAGAACUGGGAGCUAAAAAAGAUGCUGGCUGGACAAUCUAGAGCCAAUGUGGGCUCUGAAGGAGGGCCUCCAUUAUUCGUCCCCUUUGGCCAGAGAAUAAGAGAUGGGAGGGGUUCAAUAACUUUAAAGUCCAUUGAAUCCACUAAGAAAGAGGAGAAGACAGCAGAGGAGCUUGAGUUUGAGCAGCAGCGGAAGGCAACCAUAGCAGAAGCACUGCAGGCCAAGGAAGAAAGCAAGCCCAAAACAUUUGGUGGAGGUACAAAACAGGUAGGGAUGGACAGAGAAAUAUCUAGGAUCGUAGAGAUGGGAUUCACAGCUGAAGAAGCCAGUCGGGCACUCCGACAAAGUGACAAUGACGUCACAUCGGCCAUAAAUCAGCUACUGAGUGGGAGGAGAAACUUCAGAGACCGGCCCAUGAGUGAUCGUGGUGACAGGCGGGGACCACAAAGAGACUUUAGAGAGGACCGACAAGACAAUAGGAGAGAUGACAGACGCAACGAUAGACGAGAUGACAGGAGAGACGAUAGGCGUGAUGAUAGACGGGACGACAGGAGAGAAAAUGCAAAAGGGGGUCGAGGGCGUGGCCGGGACAGGGAGGAGUUUGGAGAAGAUGCGGGGUCUAGCCGGCCCUCGGGACCUGCCACUCUGUUUGACUUCUUAGAAACCAAGAUAAAACCAUCAAAUGACAAAAGCAGUAAUCAACAAACAGAGAAAAAUUCUUCCCAGAGUUCCUCGUCCUCAUACACAAAGUCACAAAAUCAGUACUCAACCAAUCAGAACAGUCGAAACAGUGAUUCAGAUUAUGGUAAAAAAUAUCAAGGAAAUGAUAGAGACAGUUAUCCACCAACUAAAAACUAUCGCGGUGGAAGAGACACUCACCCCCAAACAGGACCAGCCUCUGUCUCUAGAGGUCAGAACUCACAGAAAUCUUCCUCCCAUGAUAAUCAAAACAGUGAAAAGACAUCUGCAAGGUCCAACUUUUCUAAUGACAGAGGAAAGCAAAGUUACGGCAAUCAGUCAGGCAACCAAACAGGUAACAGCAGUCAAAAUGACUACAACAAUAGACAAUACAAUAGUAAUAGUUCUAGGGUGGAGGAUAGAGGGGGAAACAAUCACUCACGGGGUACAGUCAGCAACAGUGGAAGUAGUGGUGACGCCAGUCGACAGAGCCAUCCAGUAAAGUCACAGGGUAACAACAACAGGAGGGAUACUCCGACAAACUCGUCCCAGAACUACAAUACACAGUCCGGUGCUCAAAAUGAUAAUCGGCAAUAUGGAGGGCAAAAUGGGAGCAAGCAAUAUGGACAAGGUGAAAAUAAAGCAUAUGGAUCACAGAAUGACAGUAGGCAAUAUGGAAGGAAUGAUAACAGACAUUAUGGUCAAAAUAACAGUCGGCAGUAUGGUGGUCCACAAAAUGAAAGUAGGCAAUAUUCACAAAGUGAAAGUAGACAUUAUAGUGGAUCACAUUCUGAACAGUACAGACAGGAAGAUCAACAUUCAGGCCAGCAGAACUUAGACAGUAAACGAAACAAAGAAUACAGUAAAGGGCCACAAAACACACAGCCAAUGAGACAACCAAACGAUUCGACAAACCAGAGAGGAAAUAAGAAAAAUUAUCAAAACCAGCAACAGAAUUUCCCUGUCCCGUCCACGGCAUCAUUUAAGAAAGGUGACCCUUGUCUGGCCAAAUACUGGGAAGAUAACAAGUUCUAUCCAGCUGUAAUACAAGCACUGUAUCCAGACCUGCCAACCUGUAUUGUGUUGUUUCCAGAAUAUGGAAAUGAGGAGGAGGUCAACCUUACUGAUGUAAAACCCUUGAGCAUGCCUCCCAGUCAGUACCUACCUCAACAACAACAGCAUCCCCAGCAGCAGUAUACGGACUAUGGCGGCCACCAACAGGGAGGACAACUUGGCCAUGACAACCACAUUAACAGCAUGGAGUUCCGACGAAGACCAACACGAACGGAACAAGGCAAGCCUACACAGGCAUUCUACCAACCCCCUAGUCAACGGAACUGAUCAGAUACUGACGACCCAGACAUAUCGUCGACUGGUUUAUAGUGCUUCCCCGGUGUAAAAUCUCUGUAAGAUUAUCACUUGUAGAACACCAGAUUAAACAAUUUUUAGAUAAAUUACUAUUAUGGAUGCUCAAACCUGGUUUUAUAAGUUCCAUGCUUUUACUAAGGCCAGUAAAUAUAUUUGAUGUACUAGUUUACAAGCAUGCUAAUAUGGUCAUUGUUUACAUCAAUAAUGUACUUGGUAUUUACAUAUUUCAGGUAAAUAUUAGUUUUUGUUUUUAAUAUGUAUUUUGUUGCAUAAAUAGAUUUAUAAUUAUGUGAAUUUGAUAACAAAUCCUGUUGGCGAUGUAGUUAAUCUUUAUACAGCAUGAUGUCUAAACUGUACUCAGAAAUCUGGAUGUUUGCAUCAUAAGCCAGCCAAAUGAUUGGUUUCUAUAGCAAAGUAUAAAGAGUCCAUAUUGUACAAAACUAAACUGUAUAAACUAGUAAAUGUAUGUGGUCCCAUGGUGCCUGGUUUAGAGAGUACGGUAGAUGUUGUAGUGCUGGUACACUUAAGGAUAUAUGCUACCUUACUGUAAACUAUCCUCAAAGGUGUCAAGAGUGUAUGGUGUAAUUGCUUCAAUUUCAAGAUUUGUGUUAAAAUUGUGAGUAAUAUGCCAAAUUGAUAAGCGUGCAGAGUUCAAAUACACAUAACAGUGUAUUUCAGUGACGUUUCAAACAGUGGAUUGAUCUUGCUGUUAUCAUUAACACAAUCCUUGCACAUUAUUCAUUUGAAAUGCUUUCACAGAAACAAGUAUUUUUAGAAAUUAAAUGAUUUACAAUAGAUUUUCAGAGUGAUAACACAGAUUAACAUAUACAUGGAAUAAGGCAGCAUAAUACUCAUUAAACAGAUUUAACACAAGUCUGCAGAUUCAUUGAUUUUGUAUUGUUCAGUAAUAUCAAUAAAAUGUUAUGGUGAAGUGAACAAAUUUACUGAAGUGUCAAGAAUAUAUCCGACCUAGAAGUGUAAUCAUAUUGUUGUACACAGACACCUUAGAAAUUGUGUUUCUGUUUUAAGUACCAUACAUAUAAUUGGUAAAUUACAUGACAAAAUACUGACUUCCAAUUGGCUACACACAUGGAAAGUAUGAGGCUUUAGUGCCCGCUUCUCAAAGGUACUAGUCAAAAAAGGAAUGACAUUGAACAUGAAUCUAGAGUGACAUUCUUUGUUAUGGUUGUGUUGGAUGCACACAAUGAAAAUGGCUUUCACCGAUAGAUCCAAAAUUGAUGGUUGAAUAUUGAAAUUAGCGAAUUAUAAAACGAUGAAUUAAUGUACCGGUAAUGUCUUAAGCCCAUUAUGGUCUUGUUGAGUAGUAUACUUGCCUCUGGUCAUCCUCACUUCGGCUAAUUCACCCAACAAAGGUUGGCAAGGGAUAUACAAACAAGUCCCAUCUGUUCGCAGGCAUUUCUGAAGCAUAUCUCAAAACAGUUAAAGAUAACUCCGCAAAACUUUCUACACACAUCUAUCCAGUGGUCUAGUAGUGUCUACUGCUAUAGAGAUUUCCAGUUUGGAUAUAUCUUUGGUUACCAUUGAAACAGAUAGUCCAGUAAAUAUCUCCAAAACUGCUUGAAAUUUAAUCACCACUUCGGUUCGGAUCCAUCUUUUAUAUUAACUACAGUAACUGGUAUUAUUGGAUACCUCUAUUAAAUUAUAAGCAUCCUAUUGAAUAAUCCACAUAUCAACAGCCUUUCUAAUUUCAGACUUUUAUCUCUAGAUGAAUGAUGAAUGCUUUUGUGUAUGUCUGCAGAAAGCUGUUAAAUACCUAGUGUGAUAAUUAAUACUGAAGACGAUUUUAAAUUAUAUUUGGUACUGGCAUUAGGUGUUUUUUUUAUUUCACAAUAUCUCCUGUGCAAAAGAGGUUUAAUUGUGAUUAGAAAUCAAACUACAUGGUCAUUGAAGGUUAUAAAUUAAGACUGUACAAAAAAAUGUAGAAAAUAAAUCAGACAAGUCAAAAGUCAAGGUCACAUCUUUACUCAUGAACAUAGAGUACAGUAUGUAGUUUUACUUAUAUGCUUACUUUGUAGAACAGGAGCAAUGAAAGUGUUGUAUAAAAAUCUAGCAAAUAUAAACCAUUAUUGAAUUACCCCGGUACAUGUUCCUUACAGGGCAGGUAAAAAAUCUGUGUCACUGGUCCUUUGGGAAAGUUUGGUUAAUAAGCACAGAAGGUGAAAGAUAGUGAUCAAACUAAACUGAAUUUAGUAGCAUCACAAAUUACUCCAAGGAAGAGGUAAAGAUUAUGAGAAAUUUUGCACUUGAAUUUCGGAUAAGUAAUUACCAAUUUUAGCUUUCUAACAGUACAAAUCUUCUGGCCCUGGGCUUCAGACCAGGUUCUUUCCUACCCUGUCUUAUAAAACCUUUAUAUAAAGUUUAAAUGUAAUUAUUUAAUAACUAAUUAAAUGUUGAUUCUUAGAUACCAACUGGACAUUUUACUUGUAUGCCUUUUAUUAUUCGUGUGGCUAUUUAUAAGUGUAUAGUUUUACCGGUCUUUAACAACUUUUCAAUUGAAAUUUUAGUUUUUAGAAUGGUUAUUUAUCCUUAUAGAAAUCCAGGAUAUAAAAUAUGAAACUUUUUUUCCAAAAUUUUAUAUCAUCAAAUGCUUGUCAAAUUAUCAGAUCAAGUGAUAUAUUUGUUUUGACAUACUGCUGGAGAAUUGUAUAAAUGAACAUUUUCAAUGCUGAUUUGUAUUAUUUAUAUGCAAUUGGAUGUACCACAAUUAAGUUAUAAUCAAUUUUGUAUAAUAAUUAACCUCGAUGAUAUGGUUGUGUAUGUGUUCUGUCUGUACUCCAUCCCAAAGUUUAUCUCGAUUGAGGCAAAGGGAUGUAUCAAAACAUUAAACUCUUUGUAAGGAUUUUUUUUCUGCA
This is a messenger RNA of Pecten maximus, 5405 nucleotides long. Its product is annotated as tudor domain-containing protein 3-like. The record is from RefSeq and is a predicted model, not a curated record. NCBI's taxonomy places the organism in Eukaryota, Metazoa, Mollusca, Bivalvia, Pectinida, Pectinidae. Bases 22 to 2505 code for a protein of 827 amino acids. The transcript has 13 exons. Gene Ontology annotation, biological process: mRNA processing. Gene Ontology annotation, molecular function: protein binding; RNA binding. Gene Ontology annotation, cellular component: nucleus; cytoplasm.